Rhopilema esculentum is the source of this 2779-nucleotide messenger RNA. Its product is annotated as ras-like protein RAS2. Gene Ontology annotation, cellular component: membrane. Gene Ontology annotation, biological process: signal transduction. The record is from RefSeq and is a predicted model, not a curated record. Gene Ontology annotation, molecular function: GTPase activity; GTP binding. NCBI's taxonomy places the organism in Eukaryota, Metazoa, Cnidaria, Scyphozoa, Rhizostomeae, Rhizostomatidae.
UGGAAUUCGUUUUGCGGGCGCGGCCUUGUCAACGGUGCUGAAAGUUACUGUAGAUAUCUCAAGCAGUCGAAUGGGACAGGAUUUUUUGGCAUUAGCAAAUCAGUGUUAAAAUAUCUAUAUAGGAAAUUUUAUAAUCUUUUUAUGCGUGGAACGAAGCUUUUGGAUUACAAGGAGCCGUUGUGUUUAUUUUAAAAAAGGAGUGGCACCCGGCAGUCGUGGGCCUAUCCUGAGUUUGAGAAAUGGCUGGAGAUCACGAUCGACAAUAUAAGUUGGUAGUUGUUGGUGGUGGAGGCGUUGGAAAGAGUGCAUUGACAAUCCAGUUUAUUCAGUCACAUUUCGUGCAAGAUUAUGAUCCAACUAUCGAAGAUUCGUAUAGAAAGCAGUGCGUUAUUGAUGACAGAGUUGCACACCUGGAUAUUUUGGAUACUGCAGGGCAAGAGGAAUUCAGUGCUAUGAGAGAGCAGUACAUGAGAACUGGAGAGGGUUUCUUGCUUGUUUUCUCUGUUACUGAUAGAUCAAGUUUUGAUGAGAUACCAAAAUUCCACAGACAAAUAUUAAGAGUAAAAGACAAAGAUGAAUUCCCAAUGAUACUUGUUGGAAACAAAUCUGAUUUAGACCAUGAACGAACAGUCGCACCGUCAGAACUCAAGGAUCUUGCACAGCAACUAAAGAUACCAUAUUUAGAAGCCAGUGCAAAGCAGCGAAUCAAUGUAGAUACCGCAUUCCACGACCUUGUGCGAGCAAUUAGAAGGUAUAACGAAAUUCCAGACACACCAAUCAAGUCGAAAAAGAAGAAGAAAUGUGUAAUUAUGUAACCUUAUUUGCGAAAUAUCCUAUUAGAUUUUAAUCAUUUUAUACUUGAACUAGCAUCGAAUCAAAGUUGUCAUGAAAAUUAUACUACUUUAAGCGCCUUUUCCCCGUGAAUUACAGGAGGUUUGAAAAUAAUUUCGUUUGUACUGAAAACAAGCUGAUCAUUAUUCGUAGCAUUUACAGUACAAGUUAUGUAUGCGUUUAUUCCAGCGAGAAGAUAGUUAAGGUUUUUGGUUAUAACCAAAUUCCUAUCCCAGUAAAAUUGAGAAGUUUUGUCCUGCGUGGUAUUACAGUCUAAUUAUACAAAACCCACAACGCAUUCUAAGUUCGAAUUUGCAAGACAAUUUUAUCAUAUCCCAUAUUUUUGGGAAAUGAUGUACCUCUUAAAAAUUGCCAUUAAAAAUUGCCAGUAAGUGACAGAAAUAAGAACUCGUUGAUUGUCGGAUUAUGUUUAUUGAGUUGACUCACAUUUUCUGGUUCGAUCAUUUUCGUUUUGAGCUGGUUUGGUAUUAAGAAGAUGAAGAGAUAUUAGAACGGAGUGGGAAUUUCGCGUUCCUUUAACUGCGCCAACGAGGUUUCUUAAGUGCACUGCUCUGCCUGUGCACCCAAACUCGUAUCGAGAUAUGCAUCGAGAAUGAAGCCAUUUUAUGUGUAAACAAUCCACCCACCCGACCUAUGUGUUAUAUUUGUAGCAGCGGCAAAUAAUUUAGGUCUUACCGUAUCCACGAGACAUGUUGUUAUCUUAUACUUUUAUAUACAGUUUAUUCCUCAUUUUUCAACCGAUGACGUAAUUUUGUUAGUAGGAAUCGAUUUUUUAUUCUGCCAGAAGCAAAUGUAUAAGAAUGUAAACUCCUCCUGUGAUCCUUUUAGAUUUAUGGCCGUGGUUUAAGUAUCUUAUUUACACACUUAACCAUUAAGUUGAAAAUCUUGCGAGAUUUAGUAAAUUGUACUAUUAAAGGUUAGCUAGUUUUUGUUUAAUUAACCGUCGUUAAAGCGCAUAAUAUAAAGUUUAGUUUGUUUGUGAAAAAAUUAAUUUUACUUGUCCAGGGAAAAGCUGUAGAAAGGUCAGUAGUGUCCAGUUUUCCUAUUUGCAUUACCUCCACUGCAGAGGUAGCCUAUAUUAGAAAGCGUUGCCCCGUUUUCAAAGUCUUUGUUUUUGUUUUCUUAGGGUACAGAUCUAGUUAGCAAUGACAAAUGCAAGUGAAAAUGCCAGUUCACUGGUUUAGGAUAGCGCAAUACUUCUAUGCUAUGCUGACGGAUUUGGAGCAAAAUUGAUUUCAUUAAUUCGUUUGCAGAAUAUAUGUUACUGUCGGAUAUGGUAGCAUUCAUGUUUACCGCAGGUUUCGAAUCAUUUCGAAUCAUUUGUCAUCUGGCCAGUUUUUGUAUGAUUCAACUGCGAGAAACUUGCCGGCAGGUUUCGAGAUUGCUGUGAUCAGUAGUGUGAAAAUUUCUGCUGUCCUUAUCAUAUAACAAACAGUGACCUGUGAACGAAAUAUUUUGAGUUCUUAUUUCAAUCUCUUUCAUUUAGGACAAGUUUAGACAGAAAAAUAAGAUUGCCUGUUUUAUUAUGGUGUCAUAGUGAACCUCGACCAUCUUCGGUUUUUUCGCACCACCAGUGUUUGGGGCUCAUAAGUCUACACCAUUAACCCCAUCACGCAACCAUUUUCGAUUGACCUAAAUCCGUAAAGAGAUCCCCUGAUAAUCCGGAAAAUCCGUCACGAAAGUUUCAUGAAUCCAACCGUGAUUAGACGUUCCAUGACGAUGUCAGUAAUUAACUGCAAAAUCGACUAGUAAUCCUGGGCAAGUCAUUAAUCAUCUUUUGUAUGAAAGCUCUUCACCUGCAUUGUAAAUUGAGUAUUCACUUCUUGGUCGCUUUCGAUAUAUCUUAAAUGCUGCUGUUACAAUCUUUAGAUAUUGUUAAAAAUUCAGUGAUACUUUACGCUGUUUUUGAAGUAUGAUGAUUUUCAGA